AUGGAACAACCCAGAUCUCUGAGUAAGUAUCUCAUCAUGAACGAUCUGGAAAAACGGCCCGAAGUUGUCCAGCAACAAGUCCAAGAGUCUCGUGGGGGCUGGUUGCAACGCAAAAUCAACACCUUCAAACCAGCUACCAAAACCGACGGAGCAGCCCCGUUGAAACACCAGCUUGGCUCGUUCCAGAUGCAGAUGAUCUCGCUUGGCGGCUCUAUUGGAACAGGCCUAUUUCUGGGCUCGGCCCAGUCGCUGAAAGAUGGCGGUGCCGGCGGUGUACUGAUCUGCUACUCGGUCAUCUCCAUCAUGGUUUUUUGCAUGGUCCACUCGCUGGCCGAGCUCGCAUGCAACUUUCCUGUUCCCGGAGCGUUCUCGUACUACGCCACGACGUUCAUCGACCCGAGCUGGGGCUUUGCCAUCAGCUGGAACUACGUGAUGCAGUGGCUGGUGCUGCUGCCAUUGGAGCUGAGCGCAGCCUCCAUCACGUUCAAGUUCUGGGACGGGUUCCCGAUCGGCGACGGGUACCUGAUCACGGCGUUCUUUCUGAUGAUGAUCCUAAUCAACAUGCUGCCCGUCAAGAUCUACGGGUUCGCGGAAGUGGUUUUCUCUGUCACCAAGAUCAUUGCCAUUCUGGGCUUUUUGGUGACCGGGCUGGUGAUUCUGUUUGGUGGAGUCCCAAACCACGACGCGAUCCUGGGCAGGUACUGGCACGAUCCAGGCCCGUUCACACCGUCUGGGUUCAAAGGCAUUGUGGCCGUGUUUGUCACUGCUGCGUUUAGUUUCAGCGGAACAGAACUCUGUGGCUUGUGUGCCGCAGAAACUCCAAACCCUGUCAAGUCCAUCCCCAAGGCGUCCAAACAGGUGUUCUGGCGGAUCCUGUUCUUCUACAUCAGCUCGCUCACACUGGUCGGGUUCCUUGUGCCGUAUAACGAGCCACGGCUCAUGGGCCGCGACGAGUCCGGUGCAAAUAGCUCGCCGUUUGUGAUUGCCAUUCGCAACGCAGGAAUCCCCGUGCUACCAUCCAUCAUGAACGUGGCCAUUUUGAUUUCGAUCCUGUCUGUGGGCAACUCGGCGAUCUACGCCACGUCCAGAACGCUCGUGUCACUUGCCCAGGCCGGCAUGGCCCCGAAAAGCUUUGGCUACAUCGACCAGGGCGGCCGGCCAAUGGUGGCUAUUCUGGUGACUCUUGCGUUCGGGUGUCUCAGCUACCUGUCGCUCGUGGGAAACGGGGCCCAGAUCCUGUUUUCAUGGCUCCUGUCGCUUUCUGGUCUCUCGUCGCUACUCACAUGGUGCUCCAUCGGUCUGUCGCUGAUCCGGUUCAGAGCAGGCAUUGCUGCACAGGGCCAAACCACCAAGGAUUUGAACUACGUGUCCACGACCGGUCUCGGGGGCGCGUGGAUCUGCUUCGGGUUCGGCGUUGUGGUGCUGGUGGCCCAGCUGUGGAUCGCGGUGAUGCCCGUCCAGGGCACGUCGUCGGCAGAAAAGUUCUUUAAAGUGUACCUGGGAGCAUUUGUGGUUGCAAUUUUCUUUGCAGCACACAAAGGCUACGUCUACUGGCAAACGGGCCGUGUCCAGUUCGGCAUCAACCCGGCACACAUGGACGUGUUCUCGGGCCGGCUGGAGAUGGAACAGCAGGCGCUCGCAGCGAAAAAAUGGUACAAGUGGUAA
This is a messenger RNA of Ogataea philodendri, 1665 nucleotides long. RefSeq lists its product as uncharacterized. NCBI's taxonomy places the organism in Eukaryota, Fungi, Ascomycota, Pichiomycetes, Pichiales, Pichiaceae. The coding region runs from base 1 to 1665 and encodes 554 amino acids. Gene Ontology annotation, molecular function: amino acid transmembrane transporter activity. The transcript has a single exon. Gene Ontology annotation, biological process: amino acid transmembrane transport. The record is from RefSeq and is a predicted model, not a curated record. Gene Ontology annotation, cellular component: membrane.